This is a messenger RNA of Gavia stellata (red-throated loon), 2546 nucleotides long. It is a transcript of the gene TMEM52, whose product is annotated as transmembrane protein 52. The transcript is spliced from 4 exons. Bases 173 to 694 code for a protein of 173 amino acids. The record is from RefSeq and is a predicted model, not a curated record. NCBI's taxonomy places the organism in Eukaryota, Metazoa, Chordata, Aves, Gaviiformes, Gaviidae.
GCCGCCGUCACGGGACCCCGCGCCGCUGGACCCUGCCAGGCAGAUGCAUCGGAUGAAGGAGGUGCUUCUCUGUUGGCCGCCCGCUUCGCCGAGUCUCUUUUUCCCCCUGUCCUAGGCAUCGCUCCGUUCUUCUGAGAGUAACUGCAAGAACUCUGAUCAAUGCCCUCGGAACAUGUCUGACUGGACAAGUCUGUGGUAUGUCUGGUUAAUCUUGCUGACCGUGUUCCUGCUCCUGCUCUGUGGGAUCACAGCAAGCUGCAUCAAAUUCUGCUGCCGGAAGAAGAGGCCUCCAGUGGAGACCUUCUCUAGGCACCCUUAUGAUUUGACAGCUAUCACAAUUGACAGUGACAGCACUGCCCAUAGCACAGUGACCUCAUAUAGCUCGUUGCAGUACCCUCUAAACGCCCCUAUUCAUUCGAUAUUUGUGGAUAUGGAUAAGAACACUGUGUCCCCUCCAGCUUACAGUCUCUAUGCAAUGGAGUUGCCACCUUCUUAUGACGAAGCUGUCCAAAUGGGUAAACAAUACAUUGAAGUAGCACGGAUAAGCCAGAAACUCAAUGACAUCCCUGGACAGGUGACACCAGGCGGGCUGAGUCCCAUCCAGUAUUCACCUGAUACAAUCGACAGAGAUCCAGCAACACAGGCAAAUUCAGAAAAUUCAGAAGAUGCAACACAAGAACAGCCGCAGCUCUGACUCAAUUCAGAUGGGGAAUAAAGGAAGAGAAGGACUGCAAGAGUUAAAGAAGACAUGAAGAGUUUGGUUUUAUAGGCAGGUUAUGAUGGAAAGAUGUUUCCUCUCAUGCCCUUGUAAUGAUCUGUCAGUUAGAAGAAAUGUUUUCUGUGACUGCUGUAAUCUCCUGGUAAAGCUUCUUCAAGGAUAUGAAAUGAAGUAGAAGGGCAGCAGUUUAAAAAUGCCUGUAAAAGUGGGACAUGAGUGCUUGUUCAUCUGAUUAAAAAAGAAAAAAUAUAUUCCUUGUGUCCAGCAUAUGGCAAUAAAAAAGGUCAGGGGAAUUUUGGCGUCUUGGGAACACACACGAAGAGUUGGAACAGUACAAACAGCAAGUUGUUGUUCCGGAACAGAAGCUUCCCAAGCUGGAGUUGAAAGGGAAUUCUAGCAAGUCACACUGAAUAGCCUUUGUAGAGUCUCUUCUUUUGAGAACAUUAACUGUCCAGCAAAUUGCUGGAGUGCAAAUUGCUACAUAAUGGCACACGUUCCUUAAACUGCAGGAAGACUGCCAACAAGGACAGGAAAGUGUGUGGAGGGAAAUACAUUAUGUUAUGUUUCACAACUAGAGACAAGAAAUGAGACAGAUAAGAAAAGAUACUUCUUUUUUUGUUGGUCAUGAGAGCUGAAGGGAUUGUUUUUGAGGUUUUUUUAAUCUUUAAACUUCUAUUUUAAAGCUGAGCUGACUUGUGGGUGGGAUCCUUUUACUACUUACUUUUGCCAGUUAAAGUACAAAUUAGUCUCAAAGAAACUCUUGCACACAUGGUUAAGUAUUACUAAUGUGUUUCAAAUAUUCAUCAAAUAUUUCAAAGAUGCCUUUGUACUUUGUUAUCUGCUGAGGUGUCAGGGUCUCAGUCAGUACAGAAAAGAAAAAAUCAAAGAUUCCUGGCAGCUUUCGCCAGUUUAGUACGUAGAUGAGCUUAGUAAUGUGCAGGAUGAAACAAAGCAUGCUCUAGCUAUGCCAUUUAGAAUAAGUUAUAAAUACAAAAUACCAUAGUACAGGCUGGGCAAUAGUCCAAAGAAGUUACUCUCUGGGGAUGAUUCUUCAUGAAGUACUGACAACAAGGAUAACUGCUAUGCAUAAUUUUAAAACUGGGAGCUUGGAGUUCAUUACAGCGGUCUCAGCCGAAACAAAAAUACGGGCUAUGAGAGGCCUUUUUUUAAAUGACAGCUCUUUCCCUUUCCUGCCCUUCUCAUAUUCCAAAUAGUAUGAAUUUUGUCCACUCCUGAGUACUGAUUUUCUUUGAAUCCACUUUAGCAAGGUGCUAAUUUUGCUACCUUUAAGAACAUGAGAAAUCUACAGGAUUGUUCAUUGCUAUGGGAUUAUCUACGGGAUAACAGCAGGGAUGAAAGCAUGAGCACUAGGUGCUAUUAACAAAUGUAACAUCCGGUGUGGAGUGCUAGGUCAGAGUUAAUGUUGACUGACCUACAAACAAGAAUAUGACUGAUCGUCUUCAUUUUUGCUGAAGUUGCUUUGGUAGCUGUGAAAAGGGGCUACCUUCUGCAAAUAUUUAGAUGUCUGUCAUUAAUAAGCAGUAGAAGUGGUGGGCACAAAAUCUUGCCCAGCUUUUAGAAGACGAAUCUCUGAUAACCGUUACUGCAAGAACUACCCUGGAAAUGAGCACUAAUGAUUUAAAAAUGAAGACCUCUCUGCCAGCCAACAGGACUGAGACUAGAAUCUCUGCUACACAUUCAUGGUGUGUGAGCUGUUCAUGAGUCCAGCUCCCUAGAGGAGUGUUGGUUCUAUAUUUAACUUGCAUAUAGCUUACUAUGAGGGUUGCAGGCAAAGAUUGGUUUAAUAAAUCUGCUUCCCUUCUGUCUC